This is a messenger RNA of Ceratitis capitata (Mediterranean fruit fly), 3473 nucleotides long. RefSeq names its product serine-aspartate repeat-containing protein F-like. NCBI's taxonomy places the organism in Eukaryota, Metazoa, Arthropoda, Insecta, Diptera, Tephritidae. The coding region runs from base 1 to 3390 and encodes 1129 amino acids. The record is from RefSeq and is a predicted model, not a curated record. The transcript is spliced from 4 exons.
AUGGAUGACAAUGAGGCUGAUGAUGAUGAAGACGAUGGAAAUCAUGAACGUGAUGAUAAGCAAGGCGAUGAUGAUGAUAUAGAGGAUGUAAAAGAUAAUAAUGACAGUGAUCCGGGUAGUAUAUCUGGUGAAGAAGACAGCGAAGAUGAUAAUAAAGUAAGUGCAGAUAAUCAGGAAGACAGUGAUAGUGAUUCAGCUAAUAGAGGUGAUGAUCCGGAUAGCAAGUCUUAUGAGGAGGACGGCGAAGAUAAUAACGAAGUUAUUGCAGAUAACAAGGAAAACAGUGAUAGCGAUUCAGCUAAUAAAGAUGAUGAUACGGAUAAUAAAUAUUAUGAGGAAGUAAGUGAAGUUAGUGCAGAAGAUAAAGAAGACAGUGAUAUUGAUUCUGCUAAUGGAGAUGAUGAUCCAGAUAGCAAGUCUGAUGAAGAAGACAGCGAAGCUGAUAAUGAAGUUAGUGCAGAUGAUGAAAUAGACAGUGAUACUGAUUCUGCUAAUGGAGAUGAUGAUCCGGAAAGCAAGUCUGAUGAAGAAGACAGCGAAGCUGAAAAUGAAGUUAGUGCAGAUGAUGAAAUAGACAGUGAUACUGAUUCAGGUAAUAGAGAUGAUAAUCCGGAUAACAAGUCUGAUGAAGAAGACAGCAAAGAUGAUAAUGAAGUUAGUGCAGAUGAUGAAAAAGACAGUGAUAGUGAUUCAGCUAAUACAGAUGAUGAUCCGGAUAGCAAAUCUUAUGAGGAAGACGGCGAAGGCGAUAAUGAAGUUAGUGCAGAAAAUAAAGAAGACAGUGAUAUUGAUUCAGCUAAUAUAAGUAAUGAUCCGGAUAGCAAGUCUGUUGAAGAAGACAGCAAAGAUGAUAAUGAAGUUAGUGCAGAUGAUGAAAAAGACAGUGAUAAUGAUUCAGCUAAUAGAGAUGAUGAUCCGGAAAGCAAGUCUGAUGAAGAAGACAGCGAAGAUGAUAAUGAAGUUAGUGCAGAUGAUGAAAUAGACAGUGAUAGUGAUUCAGGUAACAGAGAUGAUAAUCCGGAUAGCAAGUCUGAUGAAGAAGACAGCGAAGAUGAUAAUGAAGUUAGUGCAGAUGAUGAAAAAGAUAGUGAUAGUGAUUCAGCUAAUAGAGAUGAUAAUAUUGAUAGUGACAAUGAUUCGAAUAGUGACGAUAAUGAAGAAACUCAUGGCAAUUAUAAUGAUAACAGAAAUGAUUCGGAUAACGAGGAUUACAGUGAAGAAGAUAAAGACAACGAUGAGUGUAAUAAAGAAAAUGAUAGUGAAGAAAAUGGUUGUGAUAGUGGGAGUACAAAUAGUGAGGACAGUGAGUAUAGCAGCGAAGAGAGCGAUGGUAACGAAAAGAGUGACAGUAGUGAUGGCAAUUCCUGCAUACCAGACAACUCACACAAACCACCUAAAAAGACGACAAAGAAGUCGGGAAUCCGUAAAACUUCAACACCAUCCGCCCCAUCUGAAAGUUCUCAGGACACAACUACAGUGAACACAGAAGAAUCCCAAAAUCCAACAUCAACUGAUAGUUCCGUUAUUACCUCGCCCAGCACUGGUAUGACUAUUUUUGAAUCCACGACAUCAUCUGGUGACGAUUCAGCAAGGUCGAGUGCUACGUCAUCCGCCACUUCCGAAAGUUCUCAGGAUACGACUGCAGUGAACACAGAAGAAUCCCAAAAUCCAACAUCAACUGAUAGUUCCGAUAUUACCUCGCCCAGCACUGGUACGACUAUUUUUGAAUCCACGGCAUCAUCUGGUGACGAUUCCGAAAGAGCGAGCUCUACGUCAUCCGCCACUUCUGAAAGUUCCCAGGACACAAGUGAAGUGAACACAGAAGAAUCCCAAAAUCCAACAUCAUCUGAAGGUUCCGAUAUUACCUCUCCCAGCACUGAUACGACUAUUUCUGUUGCCACGACAUCAUCUGGUGACGAUUCAGCAAGGUCGAGUGCUACGUCAUCCCCCACUUCUGAAAGUUCUCAGGAUACGACUGCAGUGAUCACAGAAGAAUCCCAAAAUCCAACAUCAACUGAUAGUUCCGAUAUUGCCUCGCCCAGCACAGGUACGACUAUUUUUGAAUCCACGGCAUCAUCUGGUGACGAUUCCGAAAGAGCGAGCUCCACGUCAUCCGCCACUUCUCAAAGUUCCCAGGACACAAGUGAAGUGAACACAGAAGAAUCCCAAAAUCCAACAUCAUCUGAAGGUUCAGAUAUUACCUCUCCCAGCACUGAUACGACUAUUUCUGUUGCCACGACAUCAUCUGGUGACGAUUCAGCAAAGUCGUGUGCUACGUCAUCCCCCACUUCUGAAAGUUCUCAGAAUACGACUGCAGUGAACACAGAAGAAUCCCAAAAUCCAACCUCAACUGAUAGUUCCGAUAUUACUUCGGCUAGCACUGGUAUGACUAUUUUUGAGUCCACGACAUCAUCUGGUGACGAUUCGCCAAGGUCGAGUGCUCCGUCAUCCCCCACUUCUGAAAGUUCUCAGGACACAACUGCAGUGAACACAGAAGAAUCCCAAAAUCCAACAUCAUCUGAAGGUUCCGAUAUUACCUCUCCCAGCACUGAUACGACUAUUUCUGUUGCCACGACAUCUUCUGGUGACGAUUCAGCAAGGUCGAGUGCUACGUCAUCCCCCACUUCUGAAAGUUCCCAGGACACAAGUGAAGUGAACACAGAAGAAUCCCAAAAUCCAACAUCAUCUGAAGGUUCCGAUAUUACCUCUCCCAGCACUGAUACGACUAUUUCUGUUGCCACGACAUCAUCUGGUGACGAUUCCGAAAGAGCGACCUCUACGUCAUCCGCCACUUCCGAAAAUUCUCAGGAUACGACUGCAGUGAACACAGAAGAAUCCCAAAAUCCAACAUCAACUGAUAGUUCCGAUAUUGCCUCGCUGAGCACUGGUACGACUAUUUUUGAAUCCACGAUAUCAUCUGGUGACGAUUCAGCAAGAGCGAGCUCUACGUCAUCCGCUACUUCUGAAAGUUCGCAGGAUACGACAGCAGUGAACACAGAAGAAUUCCAAAAUCCAACAUCAACUGAUAGUUCCGUUAUUACUUCGGCUAGUACUGGUAUGACUAUUUUUGAAUCCAUGACAUCAUCUGGUGACGAUUCCGAAAGAGCGAGCUCCACGUCAUCCGCCACUUCUCAAAGUUCCCAGGACACAAGUGAAGUGAACACAGAAGAAUCCCAAAAUCCAACAUCAUCUGAAGGUUCCGAUAUUACCUCUCCCAGCACUGAUACGACUAUUUCUGUUGCCACGACAUCAUCUGGUGACGAUUCAGCAAGGUCGAGUGCUACGUCACCCGCCACUUCUGAAGGUUCUCAGGACACAACUGCAGUGAACACAGGAGAAUCCCAAAAUCUAAAGACAUCAGGAGAAUCUCAGGCUAGCUCUUUGGAAUAAUUUACUCCGUCAACGCUGAUAAAAGGCUUAUGUUGUUAAUGAGCCUUGGUUUUAAUAUCCUUAUCGUUCGAUGAGAUGGAAUU